AUGAGUCAUCAGUGUGUUCCCAGCUGGGAACUUGAUGACAAUCGCGCCACAGCUCCCAAGCUCUCCCUUCGCUCCCACUCCAAUUCCAGCGCAUCAGACAUGCCCAUGUUAGACUACGAAGUAGCAGAACUAACAUGGGAGAACGGCCAGCUAGCCAUGCACGGCCUAGGGCCACCGCGCGUGCCAGCCAAACCAAUAGCAUCCACUCCAACCUCUAAGUACACAUGGGACAAGCCACGCGCCAGUGGCACCCUUGAAUCCAUUGUCAAUCAAGCCACAUGUGUCCCUCAAUGCAAUAAACAACCUUUUGACAGCACUGCUGGUUCAGACAAUGACCUCGUCCCAUGGUUUAACCGCCAUAAAGCUUCAGCUUCCGCCACAAUGACUAUGGACGCUUUGGUCCCUUGUUCGAACCAGUCUGAUCAAGACCGGACCAAGCACGUGAUAGACUCCAGCCCCGCGGGAUUAGGCACGUGUUUGGUGGGUUGCUCCACUCGUGUGGGGUCUUGCAGUGCCCCAACCGCCACGCAAGACGAAGAAGGUUUCCUCACUGGGAAACGUGCGACGGUGGCGCGUGUCCGAGUCCCACCUGAGUGGAGCAGAGACCAAAGCGUCAACUAUAGUGCCACGUUUAGCAACAAGGAUAGCCAGCAAGUGACGGUGGACAGUUGUGAGAGAGAGUUCGGUGUUGGGCUUACCUCCACUUCUUUUGGGUCGCAAGAAAACACGAGCUCAGGCACCAAGCCAUGUACGAAGACCCUCACUGCUGAUGAGAAUGACUCAAGGGAGGCAGGUGACGAAGAUUACAAGAGGAAAGGAAAUGGGAAGUCCUCAGUUCCUACUAAAAGAAGCAGGGCUGCUGCUAUUCAUAACCAAUCUGAACGAAAAAGGAGAGAUAAGAUAAACCAGAGGAUGAAGACACUACAGAAACUGGUCCCUAAUUCCAAUAAGACGGACAAAGCCUCAAUGCUUGAUGAAGUGAUCGAAUAUUUGAAACAACUGCAAGCACAAGUACAAAUGAUGAACAGAAUGAAUAUGCAACCAAUGAUGUUGCCACUGGCUUUGCAACAGCAGCUCCAAAUGUCAAUGAUGGCCCCAUUGAGCAUGGGGAUGGCCGGUAUGGGAAUGGGAAUGGGGGUCCUGGACAUGAACACAAUUGCAGCUCGUUCCAACAUGACAGGAAUUCCUCCAGUACUUCACCCCACUGCUUUUAUGCCUAUGACUACAUGGGAUGGCUCUAGUGGUCAUGACCGGAUACAAACCGCGGCUGCUUCGGCUACUGUAAAGCCAGACCCAUUGUCUGCGUUCCUUGCAUGCCAAUCUCAGCCAAUGACCAUGGAUGCUUACAGCAGGAUGGCUGCCAUGUACCAGCAGCUACAGCAACAACCUCCUGCUUCUAAUUCUAAGAGCUAA
Molecule: messenger RNA, 1413 nt
Organism: Dovyalis caffra
Lineage: Eukaryota; Viridiplantae; Streptophyta; Magnoliopsida; Malpighiales; Salicaceae
Source: the annotation of a GenBank genome assembly